Messenger RNA from Haliotis rubra (blacklip abalone), 678 nucleotides. RefSeq names its product cell adhesion molecule 2-like. The coding region runs from base 1 to 678 and encodes 225 amino acids. The record is from RefSeq and is a predicted model, not a curated record. The transcript is spliced from 5 exons. NCBI's taxonomy places the organism in Eukaryota, Metazoa, Mollusca, Gastropoda, Lepetellida, Haliotidae.
AUGACUAUGCGACUGUGCUUGCUCUGUUUUACAGCUUUCAAUCUCGUCACUAGCGUCACGAUCACCAUCACGCCGUCCAACGUGACCGCGUUUAGGGGUGAUGACGUCACACUAGAGUGUGGAACUGGACGGCAGAAACCGGGAGAACUUGUCAUCUGGAAAAAGAUUUCAGGCACCAACGAGCGAAUUGCUUCAAUCAACAACAGGUCGACAAACAGUUACAAGUUUUAUAUCAGGAACACCUACAACCUUGUCAUUCGUGACGUCACGGUUAUGGAUGACGGGCUGUACCAAUGUGACGCAGAAACAAAUACGGCCACCGCGUACGUGUCUGUUUCAGUGCCGAUGGAACGUCUUACCCUGACGUCUGAUAUGACGUCAGUAUCGCCUAGUGACGGUGACGUUAACCUGACGUGUCGGUCUUGGCACAGCCAUCCGCCUGCAGAUCUCAGAUGGUUCAAAGGACAACGAGAACUAAAUGACAUUACGACUGUUACUUCUAAGAUAUACCAAAGCGAUGGUUUCGGUGACUGUGAGAGCACAAUCACUGUGCGCAUGCGUAGCGGCGAGGGCGACAUCCCGUUCCGGUGUGUGGCAGAUCUUCCCGCCAAGACCGCCAUCAAAGAGGUGUUUCUCUUCCCACGCGUUACCAGUAUGUACUCCACGUUUUCAUUGUAG